AUGGAUAGCAGGCUCAUUGAGAAAGUGAAAAAGCUCAUUGAAGGUGUGAUUAAAAUCCAUGAUCAGGAAGAGAGCUUGUUGACGAAACGUGCAAAAAUUGAUUGGAUUAGGAAAGGUGAUGGCAACAGCAGUUUUUUCUAUGCUCAGCUCACAGCUAGACAUAAUACCAAAAACAUCAAAUUCCUACAACUCGAUAAUUGGAAGCUUAUCAUUGGUCAGGCCAAUAUUGUGCACGAAAGUGAUGUUGCUGCAACAGUGGAGGAGUUCUUUACCAAGGGCUAUUUGCACAAGGAGUUUAAUAGGACUGUUGUGACUAUUAUUCCUAAAAGUGAGAGUGCUAAAAUCAUUAAGGAGUAUAGACCUAUAGUUGGCUGCACCAUUGUCCUCAAGAUCAUUUCCAGGGUCCUUACUGCUACAAUGAGGGAGAUAAUGCCUACUAUCAUCAACAAGAACCAAGCUGCUUUUAUAUCUGGCCAGGAUAUCCAUAACCACAUUCUCCUAGCUUAUGAGUUGCUUAAAGUGUAUGAGAGGAAACAUGGGACUCCAAUAUGUAUGUUUCAAAUUGACCUUCAAAAGGCCUAUGAUAUGGUCCAUUGGGGAGCCCUUGAGAAGAUUAUGCAUGAGUUAGGUUUCCCAACAAAGUUUUUCCAUUGGGUGAUGGCUCUUGUUACUUCAGUAACUUACACUUUUAAUAUCAAUGGUGAGUACUCUACACCCCUGCAAGCCAGGAGAGAAAUAAGGCUCAUUCUUAACCCUAGAAAAAGUAAGGUCUUCUUUGGGAGUGUGGACAUGGACACUAGGAGCAUUGUCAAGGCAACCACAGGGUUUGAAGAAGGCCACUUUUCUAUCAGGUACCUAGGAGUUCCUCUAUCUAGCAAGAAAUUGAAUAUCCAUCAUUAUCUACCCCUCAUAGAUAGAAUUACUCGCAGGAUUAGGCACUGGUCUAGCAGAUUGCUCAGUUAUGCUGGUAGGAUCCAAUUGGUUGAGAGUAUCUCUUGCUUUAUAGCCCAAUAUUGGAUGCAUAACUUUCCUUUACCCAAUUUUGUCAUUAAGAAGAUUGAAUCCCUGUGUAGAGCCUUUAUUUGGUCUGGUAAUAAGAAAAGCCCUGUGGCUUGGGUUAAGAAUAUGGACAUCUGCAUACGCCGUAGUUGGAUGUACAAUAGGCUAAAUCCUCAUAAGGGCUACACUCCUGAAUUUCUAAAAGGAUUAGAGAAAUUUUAUUCAUUUUCAAUGAAACAACCAGGCAUAUCUAAUAAUGAAAUUAGAUGCCCGUGCACUAUUUGCAAACACAUUGGUUUCAUACACUUCGAAGAAGUUAAAGUUCAUACUUUUAAGAAAGGAUUUACUCUUGAUUAUUGGUAUUGGACAUGUCAUGGAGAAGUUAAUCCAGAGUUGUGUGUACAAUUAAGUAGGAAACAAUAUGCACAAGAGGGAUAUAACAACCACCGCAAUAGAUUUGAGAAAAUGGUUUAUGAUGUUUUUGGACCACAACACCAAAUGCAGUGUGAUGAUGGUUAUUAA
Molecule: messenger RNA, 1521 nt
Organism: Vicia villosa (hairy vetch)
Lineage: Eukaryota; Viridiplantae; Streptophyta; Magnoliopsida; Fabales; Fabaceae
Exons: 4
Coding region: 1-1521 (506 amino acids)
Source: RefSeq, a predicted model, not a curated record